Messenger RNA from Hyalella azteca, 405 nucleotides. Its product is annotated as antifreeze protein Maxi-like. NCBI's taxonomy places the organism in Eukaryota, Metazoa, Arthropoda, Malacostraca, Amphipoda, Hyalellidae. The transcript has a single exon. The record is from RefSeq and is a predicted model, not a curated record. Bases 1 to 405 code for a protein of 134 amino acids.
AUGGUUAGACGGUCGAGGCCAUCGUCGAGCCUUCGUCCUGUCGGGAGGGACAAGCCGGUGUCCCUCGCUGCCCUCGACGAUGCAGCGGCCUCGUCCCUCGCUGCCCUCGACGCUGCAGCGGCCUCGUCCCUCGCUGCCCUCGACGAUGCAGCGGCCUCGUCCCUCGCUGCCCUCGACGAUGCAGCGGCCUCGUCCCUCGCUGCCCUCGACGCUGCAGAGGCCUCGUCCCUCGCUGCCCUCGACGCUGCAGAGACCUCGUCCCUCGCUGCCCUCGACGAUGCAGAGGCCUCGUCCCUCGCUGCCCUCGACGAUGCAGAGGCCUCGUCCCUCGCUGCCCUCGGGAAGACCUGCAGUUCACGUUUAUAUUUCAUGAUCGAUUGCUCACUCACAGCCACAUUAAUGUGA